AUGGCACGGCGAGAGAUUACAGAACCCACCGUUCUUGCAACUCCGAACGGCGACUUGGCACCGGACGCGGGGGGUUGGUCGCGCAAGCCGCUGCAUACCAGCGACAACAUUCCCCACGGUCUGUACUACCUGUGGCGGACGAAGAAGUGGGACUAUUGGGGGAUCACCACCCCCGAGCUCGUGCUGGGUCUGACUGUCGCCGACCUCGACUAUGCAAACUUUGUACAGGUGUACCUGUACGACCGCUCCACAAAGGAGACCAUCGCCGAGGAGCACGCGCCACUUCUGAACGGCCGCGGAGUGGAGCUGCCCACGAGCCUGCCUCCCCUCAAAGUCUACGGCUCGAGCAACGGCAUCACACUCGAUUUUGAGGAGGUGGACACCUCCCGUACCAUUAUCCGCGUCAAGUCGCCUCGCGUGACGGCCGAGCUCACGGUCGACACGUCUGGCGAGUCGCUCUCGGUCGCCGUGCCGUGGGGCAAGGCACGAUACUUUUACACCGUCAAGGCGCCCAGUCUCCCCGUCACUGGCACCGUCACGAUCGACGGCAGCCGCACGCACACGGUGGGCCAAGACGCGUUCGCCGUGCUGGACCGUGGCCGUGGACGCUGGAACUACCGGAACGUCUGGAACUGGGCCGCUGCGGGCGGCGUCAACCCCGACGGCCAGCGCAUCGGGUUCACCCUCGGCGCCAACGCCAAGCCUAACGGCGACACGGAGAAUGCGCUUGUCGUCGACAAGGUGCUCGAUUUUGGACACCCACAGAUCAAAUGGGAGUACAACAUCGACAAGCCCGAGGAGCCGUGGACCCUCAAGGCCGACUGGAUCGAGGCGACGGUCACGCCGUGGCAUGUACGUAAGGCGAGUAUCAACAGGCUGCUCGUCGCCAGCAGUACGAUCCAGGUGUUCGGCGACUGGUCCGGCUGGGCGAGGCUCAAGGACGGCACGCGGGUCAGCCUCGAUGGGCUGACUGGGUUCGCCGAGGAGGCAUGGCAGAGGUAUUGA
Messenger RNA from Apiotrichum porosum, 1005 nucleotides. RefSeq lists its product as uncharacterized. The coding region runs from base 1 to 1005 and encodes 334 amino acids. The transcript has a single exon. Lineage: Eukaryota; Fungi; Basidiomycota; Tremellomycetes; Trichosporonales; Trichosporonaceae. The record is from RefSeq and is a predicted model, not a curated record.